AUGGCAUCGAAUGAGAUCCAGCCACAACACCAUGCGGACCCUGUCCUAGACCCGCAGAAUCAGCACCACCAUGCUCACCACCACCAUACCAAGUUCGCAGAGCAAGGCCGUGAGGAUGAGGUGGUCUAUGCCAACGAGAGUUCUUUGGACAAGAUUGAGAAAGGAAUUCCUGAACCAGUGGCAUUGGACCAUUCAAACGAAAGCAAUAGCCAGGAUGAGAAGUACGGGGAGUCUGGAGAGGUACAGCCUGCUGUGCGGGCUUGGUAUCGCCGGGCCCUGAAGCACUGGCGUCCAGUUGUGCAUGCUGUGAUCUGGUUGCUCUUUACCGGCUGGUGGAUUGCCGGUUUGAUCUUGCAUCGUUACGAUCUGGGGUGGUUGAUUCCUUUCCUCCUCUACCUGGCUAUUACCCUCCGGAUCAUCUUCUUCUACGUGCCGUAUACUAUAAUUACCAAGCCAAUGGCAUGGGUAUGGACACGCACGGCGCAUCCAAUCGUCAACAUGAUUCCUGAGAAGCUCAGGACACCGCUUGCAGCUUGUGUUUGCAUUGCAGUCUUUCUUAUUGGCGCAUUUGCUUCGCCUACUUCUCCAUCUAAUAACCGCGCAGACCGUGCUGUUAGUCUGUUCGGGCUGGUGGUUAUCUUAUUCGUUCUAUGGGCUUCGUCGAGGGAUCACAAGAAGAUCCGAUGGCAUACAGUUAUCGUUGGUAUGCUGACCCAAUUCAUCAUUGCUCUUUUCGUGCUUCGAAGUGGAGCUGGUUAUGAUAUCUUUAACUUCGUCGCCAAGCUGGCUCGUGAGCUGCUUGGAUUCGCAGCGGAUGGUGUCGAGUUCUUGACCGCCGAGGCUUUCUACGACUUGGAUAUCACUGUGAAAGACAACACUGGAGCGACUAGGCUCCUCACGCCGGGCAAAUGGUUCCUUGUCAGCACCAUACCUGCUAUUAUCUUCUUUGUCUCUUUCGUCCAGCUGCUGUACCAUUUCAACAUCCUGCAAUGGUUCCUCGGAAAGUUUGCGGUGUUCUUCUUCUGGACGCUGCGUGUCUCUGGUGCCGAAGCCGUUGUAGCAGCUGCAUCUCCUUUCAUUGGACAGGGAGAGUCGGCCAUGCUCGUCCGCCCUUUUGUGCCCCAUCUCACCAUGGCUGAAAUCCAUCAGAUCAUGACAUCUGGCUUUGCGACAAUCUCUGGUAGUGUUUUGAUUGCCUACAUUUCCAUGGGUGUAAACUCGCAGGCCCUGGUAUCCUCGUGUGUCAUGAGUAUUCCUGCGUCACUGGCGUGCUCGAAGCUGCGCUGGCCUGAACAUGAAGAGACAUUGACCGCCGGUCGAGUCGUCAUUCCCGAGAAUGAUGAACACCGCGCUGCUAAUGCCCUGCACGCCUUUGCCAACGGUGCUUGGUUGGGUCUUAAGAUCGGUGCUACCAUUGCUGCCACUCUGCUCUGUAUCAUUUCAUUAAUUGGCCUUGCCGACGGUCUCCUCACUUGGUGGGGACGAUACCUCAACAUCAACGACCCUCCAUUAACCUUGGAAUUGAUCCUUGGAUACAUUUGCUACCCACUUGCCUUCUUGCUUGGUGUUUCCCGCGACGGAGAUUUGCUCAAGGUCGCCCAGCUGAUUGGUCUGAAGAUCAUUUCCAACGAGUUCACUGCUUUCAGUGCCCUUCAAAAUGAUGCUGCUUACGCCGACCUUUCGGACCGUUCGCGGCUGAUUGUCACAUACGCGCUUUGUGGAUUCGCCAACCUCGGCUCGUUGGGAAACCAAAUCGGUAUGCUUUCGCAGAUCUCGCCAGGACGAAGUGGUGAUGUGUCUCGUGUUGCCUUCAGCGCAAUGGUCACCGGGGCUCUGAGCACCUUCACCAGUGCUACUAUCGCCGGUAUGCUCAUCACGGAUGAAAAAGCGUACUUUGGUACAUCCAGUUAG
Messenger RNA from Penicillium chermesinum, 1911 nucleotides. RefSeq names its product NupC/NupG family nucleoside CNT transporter. NCBI's taxonomy places the organism in Eukaryota, Fungi, Ascomycota, Eurotiomycetes, Eurotiales, Aspergillaceae. The record is from RefSeq and is a predicted model, not a curated record. The transcript is spliced from 3 exons. Gene Ontology annotation, cellular component: membrane. Gene Ontology annotation, molecular function: symporter activity; nucleoside transmembrane transporter activity. Gene Ontology annotation, biological process: nucleoside transmembrane transport. The coding region runs from base 1 to 1911 and encodes 636 amino acids.